CAUAGGCGAGGCUUUAAGAAUCGAUAGUCUUGUCUAGCAAGCUUUGGCGGUCUCAACACCCAACAGACGAUGUGUAGCCUCAGACGCCAACGAUGACAUGUUAAAGCGGUCAUGCCGUUAGAUUCGGGCCGCCUCCUUUUUACAUUGGGCGUCUGGAAUUUGGAGGCUGCAUUUCGAACACACUCGGCGCACGACGGCGCAAGUAAGCGGUCUAAACAACCGUGGAAAUCCAACCACCGGGCAAAAUCGCAGUUCUUGUUCGUCGAGAAUGACCGUCCGAGGUGGUAGUACGAGCUCAUUUCCAAGAAUGUUCAAUGCCACCGACCAUGAAACAAGAGAAAACCCACACUUUGCCGUUGUCGGUAUUACACGACGCACUCGAGCAGUUACAUCACAUCUAUCGAAAUACCAUCAUGACUUGUCGCUCCGAGAGGCUCCGUGGAUGCAUUAACUCUAGCCCUGUCUCGCCGUAUUUAGCACACCUGGGCAAAUUGUUCGCAUCGACUGCAACCAUGCUCUGCUCCGUUGACGGCAGAGUCAGAGGCAAGAGCUUGUUGUUUCAUUAUCGCGGAAGUCUACCCGUUCAAUCGUGGUGCGACAUCUGCUGCGCCGUCACGCAUUGUCAGGGUCAAUGUGAUACAGCGUACCCGGGCCUGCAUGCGCUGUGUCACCUGGGUUUAUACCUACUGUCAACCUCGUGGCUGCAACAUCCCAACGCAACAAGUCGAUUGUUAUGUUCGUGCGCAUCCCUCUCAUCCCGAAGCCUAAUUUCACGAUCUCAGCUUCUCGGAGAAGGGCUGAAGAGCGGAAUCGCAACUAACAUCGAUGUGCCGUGCCAUGCCUUAGUUCCUCCGGAAAGAUCCUUACGCGUUGACCCUUUUCCACGCUUGGCUUGUCCAGCUCUCGCUACGCGCCUGGUCUGUGAUGACAUUUCCCCUGCCAAGCGUACGUAAGUGCGUUGCUGGGCUGGCUGAGUGGCCGCCUUUCCUGUUCCUAUGUGAAUCCCCGCGCGGCUCAGGGGGAUUACGGGACGAGGGGCGAAUCAUGUCUUUUCAGCCGUAAACAUGACUUAGGCCUACCGCCAGAUACUCGCCACACAUUUGCCAAUAUUGGUCAAGGGCGCUCAUAGUGUACCUUUCUCCUCCUGCUCGCGGUGGAGCAUUCAAGGCUGCCAGUAACUCGUG
Messenger RNA from Cucurbitaria berberidis CBS 394.84, 1184 nucleotides. RefSeq lists its product as uncharacterized. NCBI's taxonomy places the organism in Eukaryota, Fungi, Ascomycota, Dothideomycetes, Pleosporales, Cucurbitariaceae. The coding region runs from base 315 to 953 and encodes 212 amino acids. The record is from RefSeq and is a predicted model, not a curated record. The transcript has a single exon.